AUGCAUCGGGCGGCCCAGUCGCCUCCUUUGCACCAUCCCGUGCCGCAACAUGUCUCGACCGUCCCUCAGCUCCGAUCACCGCCUCCGCCGCCGGGCUCCGCGCAGUCGCAUCAGAUGGGCUACGGGGGGAAUCCAUACCAGCAGCAGCAGGGGGGCAACAUGGGCAAUGCCUUUGGCGCAUACGGGCAGUUCAUGAACGAUCCUACGGCCCAGGUCGCGGCGCAGUUUGGACAGACUGCCUUCAAGCAUGGCCAGGAAUACGUAGAACAAAACAUUGGCCGCUACGUCAAUGUGUCUGCGCUCAAAUACUACUUCAACGUCUCCAAUUUCUACGUCAUCAACAAGCUCUUCAUUGUCCUCUUCCCCUGGAGGCAUAAGCCUUGGUCCCGAAAGCAGGUCACUGGCGCGAGUGGUCAAGAUCUGCGCUACCUGCCCCCGCGAGAUGACAUCAACAGCCCCGAUAUGUACAUUCCAGUGAUGGCACUGGUCACAUAUAUCCUCCUAUCUACUCUGGUUGCCGGCAUAAGGGGCAAAUUUAACCCCGAGCUUUUCGGAUACACAGCAACAACCGCGCUCGGUGUGGUUAUUUUCGAAAUCAUCGCGUUGAAGGUGGGGUGCUACUUGCUGAGCAUCUCCAGCCAGUCCCAGCUACUUGACCUGAUUGCCUACUCUGGAUAUAAAUUUGUUGGUAUUAUUGCUACCAUCGCCAUUGCGGAGAUUGUCAACGGUGGCAAGGGCACUGGCGGCUGGGUCGGGUGGCUGGUCUUUAUUUACACCUUCUUGGCCAAUUCUUUAUUUCUGAUGCGAUCACUGAAAUACGUCCUUUUGCCGGAAACAUCUUCCAACUCCGGAGGUCCUAUGCAGACUGACACAAGGGCGAAGCGAAACCAGAGGACACAAUUUCUUUUCUUCUACUCAUAUCUCGUCCAGCUCUUUUUCAUGUGGCUUCUGACCAGAUCUUGA
Trichoderma gamsii is the source of this 963-nucleotide messenger RNA. RefSeq lists its product as hypothetical. Gene Ontology annotation, cellular component: Golgi membrane; COPII-coated ER to Golgi transport vesicle; endoplasmic reticulum-Golgi intermediate compartment. Lineage: Eukaryota; Fungi; Ascomycota; Sordariomycetes; Hypocreales; Hypocreaceae. Bases 1 to 963 code for a protein of 320 amino acids. The transcript has 4 exons. Gene Ontology annotation, biological process: endoplasmic reticulum to Golgi vesicle-mediated transport. The record is from RefSeq and is a predicted model, not a curated record.